Messenger RNA from Cydia fagiglandana, 1520 nucleotides. RefSeq names its product exonuclease GOR (gene prage). Gene Ontology annotation, molecular function: nucleic acid binding; exonuclease activity. The coding region runs from base 129 to 1340 and encodes 403 amino acids. Gene Ontology annotation, cellular component: nucleus. The transcript has a single exon. The record is from RefSeq and is a predicted model, not a curated record. Lineage: Eukaryota; Metazoa; Arthropoda; Insecta; Lepidoptera; Tortricidae.
CGGUCUGCCCCUCCAUCGCGCCAUUAGUACAGCGCCCGCGCGCGCACUCGCACGUAUCGCGUCGACUCCGCGCUCGCUCUCAAUAAAUAAACACUCGACUCUAUGUGUAUACAAGCGUACGAAGAAACAUGCACUUUUGUAUUAAUUUGCAAAAUUGGUUUUACCAAGAGACCAUCGCGACGGUGGAUGCUGCCAGCGCUGCAGCACGGCGGCGCAAGCCCCGCGAUCGACGGCGCCCCCCGACCUCGCCGCCGUCGCCGUCGACGCCCCAGAGAAUCUCUACCGAAGAACUAGUGGAGGCGCUCCGCCCGCACCUCCUCUCGCCGGAGCGUAUGUGGGCGCUGGGCUACCCGCUGGAGAUCGAGCCCAACUCGUCGAAGGCUGUUGUGUACAUCAAUCCUCCGCCGCGGUCAAGAACGACCACUUUGCGCUAUACGGCGUGGGAUGUGAAUGCGCCGGAGUUCGUUCCUGGCGGCUCUCAAGGUGACAGUGGACGGGGAUCGCUGGGCUCCAGCCCGCGGUCCGACAGUGAUGAGGAAGCCGAUGCAGUGGAACAUUUGUGUGUGCGUUGUGACAAAAUGUUUCGAAUGACUCGUGAGGGUGAAUAUUUGUCUGAGGAGUCUUGUUUGUAUCAUUGGGGCCGCUGCAGUGGUGACUACCGACACACUUGCUGCAACGCCCCGCUGGGUGCUCGAGGAUGCAGCUCCGCCCGCUUCCACGUAUGGAGUGGCACUCGCCCCGGCAUGAAUGGCCCUCUCGAAGGAUAUGUGCGUGCACGCUCACCUCGUGGCGGUGUUUACGCCAUCGACGCUGAGAUGUGCUACACGACGGCGGGAUUCGAGCUGGCCAGCAUCGCGGUCAUCGCUGCUGAUGGUCGCCUGGUAUACAGAUCAUUGGUGAAACCUAGUUCGCCCGUUGUCGACCAUAACACACGCUUCUCGGGCAUCAGGCCGCGCGACUUGGCGCGCGCGACUAAGACGCUCCGGGAUGUGCAGAAUGAUAUUCUUGGAUUUGUCGGAACAGAUACUAUUUUGAUUGGGCACGCGCUGGACAACGACCUGCGCGCAUUGAAGUUGCUUCACGGAGCCGUGGUGGAUACGUGUGCACUGUAUCCACACGCGCGAGGCUUCCCGUUGCGGCGGUCGCUGCGUGUCCUGUGCGAGGAGCUGCUCGGGCGCAGCGUGCAGCGAGGCAGCGCCGGCCAUUCUCCUCUGGAGGAUGCGCGUGCGGCUAUGGAUCUAGUACUGCUCAAAGUACACGAGGAACGUGCAAAACGAACACGCAUUACAACACAGUUGUCUAUGUUGCAACCGUAUGAUCCCUUAAUCAGUGCCGCCUAAAUUCCGAGUGAUAAGUGAAGUGAUAGACGACUACGCUAUGGACAUGAAUUCUGGUUAGGCUCAAUAUGAAUGAACGGUUUCGUAAAGUGACAUAGAUACGUUACGUUGACGGAGCGCGCGUACGUUUUCAGCGUAUGUGCCUUCGAAUUGCAUUACCGCAAUAAACGUAAUAUUUUUUUA